AUGUCAGCAGCUUUAAAAACAUUAGGAAGAUCCGCACCGUUACUCAGGAACUUAUUUCCAAAAACAGGAGAAUUAUACAAGCCAGUUAGAACUGUGCUUGACUUUAAGAACAAACCAGAGGAAUGUUUAUCCAAUAUCUUAACAAGAUCAGAUAAAGAUAUGGGAGGGUAUUCCACGGUUAAUUUCGAUAUUGAUCCACAAGAGAAUGUUGGUCAUUUCCAUGGAUAUUUAAGUUUAGAUUUACCUAAAAAUAAACCAGAAGUUACAAGAUCGGGUUAUGCUAUGUUUAGAACAAGAGAUUUACCUGAAUCUUGGUUUAAUGGACAACAAUAUUGGGAUUGGGGAUAUUAUACUGCAUUAGCGUUGAGAGUUAAAGGUGAUAGAAGAAAAUAUUUGGUUAAUAUCCAAACUAAUACUCCAUUGGUUACAGAUUUAUUCCAACAUCGAUUAUUCUUGAAUACUCCAGGUCAAUGGGAGACAGUGGUGAUUCCAUUACAGGAUUUUGUCAUGACUAAUUAUGGUACAAUUCAAGAUGGUAGUGAGAUUAAUAAAGAUGAAGUUAAAACUGUAGGAAUUGGGUUAUUAGAUAAGCAAUAUGGACCAUAUUCAUUAAAAAUUGAUUGGAUUAAAGUGAUGACUGAUGUUGAAGCUGCUAAAGUGACUAAACAAGCAAGAACAGAAUCAUUAUCGACAAGAUCAAAGUUUGAUGAAGAACAAGAAUGUUAUCAACUUCAAGAUGAAUCCGAAAAUGCAACACCAGCUGACAGAACUGGUGCAGCAAUCUCUGUUCGUCCAAAGUACAUGAAACUUUAA
Molecule: messenger RNA, 813 nt
Organism: Hemisphaericaspora subhashii
Lineage: Eukaryota; Fungi; Ascomycota; Pichiomycetes; Serinales; Debaryomycetaceae
Exons: 1
Coding region: 1-813 (270 amino acids)
Biological process (GO): mitochondrial respiratory chain complex I assembly; mitochondrial electron transport, NADH to ubiquinone
Cellular component (GO): mitochondrion
Source: RefSeq, a predicted model, not a curated record